This is a messenger RNA of Pelobates cultripes (western spadefoot toad), 20865 nucleotides long. The record is from the annotation of a GenBank genome assembly. NCBI's taxonomy places the organism in Eukaryota, Metazoa, Chordata, Amphibia, Anura, Pelobatidae.
AUCUAGGACAACCAGAAAUACUUGUACGAAAUGAUGAGAUAAAGGCAGAGGGAGCAGACUCCUCGCUCCAGACUCUGCCUCUCCGCUCAGCUCACAGGUAAUUGUUCUCAGUGUUUGAACUUCACUUUUGUUCGCAAAGUGACAGAGCGAUGUCUGGCUGCUGCGGCUGCUCACUGUGGGAAUACACCGAAAAGGCGUAUCAGUUUAUGAGCGAGUUUUUAUCAGUGAGUCAUUCUCACAAGGAUCCGGCUGACAGAACCAGGAAGCCUAGUAAAAUGGAUAUUAGUCUGUUGGAGGAGCAGUAUUUGUGCACGAAGCAGAAACAGAAAGAACAAGCGCACAUUAUUGUGUUUAAAGCAGGUACGUGGAAUUAUUCCAUCUAGGGACUGCUGCUCUGUCUGUAAUGCAAGAGCACAAUGUGUCGCAGUGUACAGUGUGCAUGGUGUGUGAUGUGUGUCGCAGUGUACAGUGUGCAUGGUGUGUUAUGUGUGUCACAGUGUGUGUGAUGUGUGUUGCAGUGUACAGUGUGCAUGGUGUGUGAUGUGUGGAGCAGGGGAACAGAUUGGAAAGUUUUUGAGCCAGUACUUGAAUGACGGCCAACUGCUGCCUUUCAGGAUAACAGCUCCCAUCAUCCUGAUCUGCAAAAUAACUGGUUCAGCAUGAUGAGUGUUGUAGUACAACAGGUGGAGGUACCAAGUAGUCGGGGGCCAGGAGUAUCCAGUGAAAACAUUCUGGGGGGCAAAAUCCUAAUCCGUGCAGAUACAAUUUAAAGGGAAGGGCAAUCUCCAGAGACGCAUUUGCCACUCAUGCCCCGUGGUGCAGUUGCCCAUGUUAAUGGCUGAUGUCCGUGUCUGUUUACUGUGUGUUAGCCACGAUCAAUGGGGCAACCACCAAGUUGCAGAAACAGCUGUUUAACCCAUUGUUGGCUAUCUAUGGCCUCCAUUAUAUGUAAUACAUGCAUUUAGGCUGGAUGGAACAAUGGGUAGUGUGCUUAACAAACAUUCGUACUGCCAAAAUUAGCCAUGACUGGUUCAGGGACACUACUGAGCUGUAGGGGCCACAUCAAAUGAUAAACGUGAGAGACUUCCUACGUGUGACUCUUAUUUAUUAAAAUCUUAUUUUACUAUAUUUCAUGAUGUUUACACCACUUGUGGCUCCCUAAAUCUUUAUGCUCAAGAACAAAUAUCUUUACAAUGCUCAUCUUGCCAAUGGUUUAAAAGGCUAUGUCGCUUCUUUUUUUUUUUACAGUAUAGCUUUAUCCAAACAACAAUAUUCAUACAUGGCUUUGUGAAAUAGCAAGUAGAGAUGUUUGAAAAAUCAGCUCACAACUCCUCUCUGAGCUGAGAAUUGAAUGUCUCUAUUCUAAAUAGUGUAUUCUGCGUGUUCCUGGAAGUCUUAUUCGCUUUUUAACUCAAAGCAAUAAGGCCACCUGAAUCUGAAUGCGGUCUCCUGAGACUAAUUUUUCUGGGUUUGCGAAAAGUCCCCAUUUUUUGAUUUUGUCCAGGGAGUACGCUUCCACACAUACGCUGGGGCAAUAACACACCAACUGCAUAAAUCUGGACCUCCCAUCUGGUCUCAUCUGGCAGAGGAGGGCAUAAAUAUAAGUUAAAGGGACACUCCGGUUACCAUAACAACUUCAUCUAAAUUAAGUUGUUAUGUUGACCGGAGUGUUCCUCUAACCUUGACUUCACAGGGUACUCCGAAGACAGGACUAUACAGUCCAUAAUCACUUGUGCACUUCACGAGUUCACAUUUGGCACAAGACACACUUUUUACAUCAAGAAGUCACAGAACAUGGGGUUUAAUACAAUAACUAUAAUUAAAGUAGAAUAUCAGCUGGUCUGUGUUAAACGUCCUGGCUGGGAAUUCUCAAAAAGUAGAGAUGGCAUUUGAAUAUAAUAACAUAUUUAAAUAGUGAAACCAUAUAGAAUCUUACACUCUAAGCACCACAGCCACUACAAUAUGUGUAGUGGUUAUAGUGCCAGAAAUUGUGUCUAAAGUCAAACUAUUUUUAAACAGUUUGAUACUUGUUUGAGUAUUUACACUCCUGAAGUCCAGUCUCUCUUGGCAGAUGUCAGUAAAGCAGACCCCAUCCACAUUAAUAAUAUCAAUAUGCGUCGGCAUUUUGACAGAAUUGUGUCUGCUGACACUGUUGGCCAAUAAAUUCAGUUCUAGGAAGAAUGGAACUGAUAUCGCUGAUGUGGACUUGGGAACCUCCGCGUUAGUGAUAUCUGUGAAGGCAAUUUAGUUGGCAUUAUGUAGUGGUUAUGGUACUUAGUGUGCCCCUUUAACAAAAGUCAUUUUUAACACUGUCCUCGUCCUUUGAUUAUUGCAAUGCCUCAAGGUCUAACUGUCUGUAGCACAGAUCGGGGUUUGGCAAGAGUUAAUUAUAGGGAAGUUGGAAUUGAUUCUCUAUGGGUGUGUCUGCAUUCAAUGGGCUUUAAAAAUAAUUAUACUAAUAAAUUAAAUAUUCUGCAAGUUAUGAGUCAUAAAGUCACACAAAUUAUUUUCCAAAAUGUCUGUCUUAUUUUUCAUCAACAAGGUAUCUCUUGAAGACUCUUGAUAAGUUUGUUAAAACCCAUGCCAGGCAGGUGAUCUCAAAGUCUCGUUACAUUGAUUAAGCAAGAAUCGUACCCUUUAUAAAUUCGCCAUAACUCACUUCUCCCUGCAAUGUGUAGGACAAUGGCUUUAUAAGGAUACUUUUUUUUUUUUUCAUUUAUAAAAUUGCAAUUUAGUUAGGGAGGGUGUCUGGGUUUUUUUUGUUUUUUUUGUGGGGGGGAUUUGCAAAAAUAUUUCAAAACUUUCUAAAAUGAUUUAGAAUUUUUGUAUACCAUAUUAAAGGGACUCUAUAGGCACCCAGACCACUUCAGCACAUUGAUGUGAUCGGGGUGCAUAGUCCCAGGUCCCUUAACCCUGCAAUGGUAAUUAUUGCAAUUUUUAUUAAACAGCAAUAAUUACCUUUAAGGUUAAUUCCACCUCUAGUGGCUGUCUACCAGACAGCCACUAGAGGGACGUCCGCGUGAUUAGGCGACUUUUGUUCGCCUAACUAACGCUGGAUGUCUGAGGCUAUGCAUAAGGACAUCCAGCGUCAUGUAAAACCCCAUAAAAAAAGCCUUAUAUAUGUUAUCCUAUGGGAGAAAUACUAAUGCUAGUGCGGCCAUUAAGGUAGGUGACAGAAGAGGUUUUAAAAACAUUGUUUUCCUGGCACUAUAGUGUCCCUUUAAACAUGUCAUAUCAGUAUAAGCCUUCAUUGUCAGUCUCAUCAUCGUCACUAUAAUAAUUAUAGUAAUAAUAAAAGUAAAAUAUUGCACUUAAUACAAAUUAAACAUGUCAUAUCAGUAUAAGGUCAGUCUCAUCAUCGUCACUAUAAUAAUUAUAGUAAUAAUAAAAGUAAAAUAUUGCACUUAAUACAAAUUAUUGAAGGUAUAUGAGGUAGAUAUAUAGACUGAUCAAUAUGCCAUCAUACAUGUGAUUAUUUGUUUUUUUGUACAUUUUUAUUUUUGUGGCUGAGUUAGUACAUCACUAUAAACACAAGACAAAAAAAAAAAGACUUAAUGAGCAGUUGCAUGUAGUAUAACAGGUAGCUGAGACAUAUGCACAAAUCAGAUAGUAACGCAUGAAACGUUACGAUGGUAAGCAAGGCUCAAUGGAGAUAAAUGAGACCUUAACUUUACACACCGCCCUGUUCUAUGGCGAUACCGAUGCUAUACAGACAGACACGUGAAAGGUGAUGGUGUGUGUUACAAACAUAGCAAUGCUUGCGCUGGGUCCACAGGCUAUGGUGAGAUAUUAGGCAGGAAACAUAGGCUACAUCUCUAUCCUGUGGGGAUGUAUUUAAAUACAGUUAAUCAUGACUAAAUAGCCUGAGGGUGAGAACCGAGCUAAGUAUAAAAAAGCUGGAAUCACAGGCUCCAACGAGGCUCCCAUAGGAACCAAAUAAAAACAUAAAAGGAAUACAAAAGGCAGUGUAAUUGCAAUGAGUAAAGAAAUGCAACAAACAGGCAGCAGGCACCAAGCUUCAGUCGGUGCCACAGAUAGGCCACAUUUGAAAGCUUGCUUUACAUCCACUUGCAUUGGCUCUGUUAUGAUGACUGUCAUCCUUCGAUGAAAUUGUGGCAGACUGGCAUAGCAGUGCCCGGCAGCCCUAUCUCUCCGAGCCAGAGUUCUUGCUGAAACCAACACCAGAAGUCCACUGACCCCUCCACGCAUGGUGUUAAUGCCGUGAUCCUGUGAAAGUUCCUCUUGGGAGAGACCCUCUCCAGGUUGAUGGUGGUGGUCUGGAAUACCUUCUGUCUGGGUUACCUGCCCAGAGGGAGAGCAAGGGGCCGAGACAUCGCCCACAACAGCAGAAAGGGUGAGUUGGGUUUUGCAGCCCGAGACUUUGAGUCAGAAGGUUGCGCAGAUGGCCUCACUAAGAAGGAUUCUUCCCAUUUCCCAGGCUGAAAAGUGCAGUGAAGUAGUAGCCAUCUUGUUUCUACCACGAUGUCGCAGUGAACUUGUGGAUGAGGUACUUUACAGGCGGUAGGUGAAGCUUCCGUAGUGGGGACUCGGAGAACACUCACCGGUCUAGAGGGGAGAUAAAGGGGCUCUCAGUGGACACAAUAUUCGGCUCUCCACAAGCCAGCAGAUCGACAGUUUCUCCCAUUCACAGAGGAAGAUAGCGUUACUAGGCCUCAGUCGCUCUGGUUGUUAUAACCCUCAGACAGAUAUUAUCUUGUACAAAAGUGUUAUAUUUCUAGGCACAGUCAUGGCAUACCAUGUAAAUUAGAUUAACCUCUGCACUGCAAUACGAGCAGGUGGUUGCGUAAGUUUCAGUAUUGCUUUUCUGUGAGAUGUCUGAGCACACAUGAUUGCUACAAGAACAGAAUUCUUCCAUUAGAUAAACACAAAACCUUCUCUGUAUCAGUCAGCGCCUCUGUAAUAGGAUUGUUAUUGGUUAUAUAAUUAUGUUUUAAAAAUCCUUAAUAUUUAUGCUGCAAUUGUAUUUUAUGACCUAAAUUUUCCCAGUACCUUGUUUUGUAAAAUACUAAAUCUCAGAGGCGAUUUAUUGUAUUAAACUUGCCUUUUGAAUUGCCAAUGGGUGUUUGUUUUAACAGUUGUUACUUUUUAAAUCCAUAUUCUGGAAAAGCAAGAGUCUGCAAUGCAAACUACUUAAACCUCAUGGUGCCAAGUUUGAGGGUCCCCUCUGUCUCCCUGUCAAACACACCUAUGGCAGAGAGACAGAGGGAGAGGACCUCCUUACACUAUAACCUUAUAACGGUCUAUAAUACACUGUGUGCGGGGAGACAGGGGAUCUCCUUAUACCAUAACUUUAUAACUGUCUAUAAUACACCAUGUGCGGGGAGACAGGGGAUCUCCUUACACUAUAACAUUAUAACUGUCUAUAAUACACCAUGUACGGGGAGACAGGGGAUCUCCUUACACUAUAACCUUAUAACUGUCUAUAAUACACUGUGUAUGGGGAGACAGGGGACCUCCUAACACCAUAACCUUAUAACUGUCUAUAAUACACUGUCUGCGGGGAGACAGGGGAUCUCCUUACACCAUAAUCUUAUAACUGUCUAUAAUACACCGGUUUGGGAGACAGGGGAUCUCCUUACACUAUAACAUUCUAACUGUCUAUAAUGCACCAUGUACGGGGAGACAGGGGGUCUCCUUACACUAUAACAUUCUAACUGUCUAUAAUGCACCAUGUACGGGGAGACAGGGGGUCUCCUUACACUAUAACCUUAUAACUGUCUAUAAUACAAUGUCUGCAGGGGGAGACGGGGGAUCUCCUUACACCAUAACCUUAUAGCUGCAGUUAUAAUACACUGUGUGGGGAGACAGGGGAUCUCCUUACACCAUAACCUUAUAGCUGCAGUUAUAAUGCACUGUGUGGGGAGACAGGGGAUCUCCUUACACCAUAACCUUAUAACUGUCUAUAAUACACCAUGUACAGGGAGACAGGGGAUCUCCUUUCACUAUAACCUUAUAACUGUCUAUAAUACACCAUGUACGGGAGACAGGGGAUCUCCUUACACUAUAACCUUAUAACUGUCUAUAAUACACUGUGUGCAGGGAGACAGGGGACCUCCUUACACCAUAACCUUAUAGCUGCAGUUAUAAUGCACUGUGUGGGGAGACAGGGGAUCUCCUUACACCAUAACAUUAUAACUGUCUAUAAUACACCAUGUACGGGGAGACAGGGGAUCUCCUUUCACUAUAACCUUAUAACUGUCUAUAAUACACCAUGUGAGGGAGACAGGGGAUCUCCUUACACUAUAAUCUUAUAACUGUCUAUAAUACACCAUGUACAGGGAGACAGGGGAUGUCCUUACACCAUAACCUUAUAACUGUCUAUUAUACACCAUGUACGGGGAGACAGGGGAUCUCCUUACACUAUAACCUUAUAACUGUCUAUAAUUCACUGUGUAUAGGGAGACAGGGGACCUCCUUACACUAUAACCUUAUAACUGUCAAUAAUACACUGUCUGCGGGGAGACAGGGGAUCUCCUUACACUAUAACCUUAUAACUGUCUAUAAUACACUGUCUGUGGGGGGAGACAGGGUAUCUCCUUACACUAUAACCUUAUAGCUGCAGUUAUAAUACACUGUGUGGUGAGACAGGGGAUCUACUUACACCAUAACCUUAUAGCUGCAGUUAUAAUACACUGUGUGGGGAGACAGGGGAUCUCCUUACACCAUAACAUUAUAACUGUCUAUAAUACACCAUGUAUGGGGAGACAGGGGAUCUCCUUAAACCAUAACCUUAAAACUGUCUAUAAUACACCAUGUACAGGGAGACAGGGGAUCUCCUUACACUAUAACCUUAUAACUGUCUAUAAUACACUGUGUGCGGGGAGACAGGGGACCUCCUUACACCAUAACCUUAUAGCUGCAGUUAUAAUACACUGUGUAGGGAGACAGGGUAUCUCCUCACACCAUAACCUUAUAGCUGUCUAUAAUACACUGUGUGCAGGGAGAUAGGGGAUCUCCUUACACUAUAACCUUAUAACUGUCUAUAAUACACUGUGCGGGGAGACAGGGGAUCUCCUUACACCAUAACCUUAUAACUGUCUAUAAUACACCAUGUACGGGGAGACAGGGGAUCUCCUUACACUAUAACCUUAUAACUGUCUAUAAUACACCAUGUACGGGAGACAGGGGAUCUCCUUACACUAUAACCUUAUAACUGUCUAUAAUACACUGUGUUCGGGGAGACAGGGGACCUCCUAACACCAUAACCUUAUAGCUGCAGUUAUAAUACACUAUGUGCGGGGAGACAGGGGACCUCCGUACACCAUAACCUUAUAGCUGCAGUUAUAAUACACUGUGUGAGGGGACACAGGGACAGGGGACCUCCUUACUCCAUAAAAUUAUAGCUGCAGUUAUAAUACACUGUGUGAGGGGAGACAGGGGACAUCCUUACACCAUAACCUUAUAGCUGCAGUUAUAAUACACUAUGUGCGGGGAGACAGGGGACCUCCGUACACCAUAACCUUAUAGCUGCAGUUAUAAUACACUGUGUGAGGGGACACAGGGACAGGGGACCUCCUUACUCCAUAAAAUUAUAGCUGCAGUUAUAAUACACUGUGUGAGGGGAGACAGGGACAGGGGACCUCCUUACUCCAUAACCCAUAACCUUACAGCUGCAUUUAUAAUACAACGUGUGUGGGGACACAGGGACAGGUGACCCCCUUUCACCAUAUACCAAGUUAUACCAAUACACUGUGUGCAUGGAGACACUGACAAAGGACAUAUGCCAGCAGCAGAAACUGUCCCAUUGCUUCUUUACAACAAGCUGACUAAAUUUGGAAAUUAUCUUCUGCAAUCAAACUCAGUGUUUUGAUGAAUCCAAAAAUAUGUUUUUUCUACCUGUUUGUGAGAUGACUAUAUUCCAGUGCCAUAUGUGUAUGUGCUGUGUUUGCAAUUAUCACCCCCUUGCAUUUAGCUGCUGCUUCCUUGUUUGAUUUGGCAGUUUAAAUUGGGGGCUGCCCAAGUAGCUCAGGCGGUUGUGUUUAUUUAUAGUUUAACUCACAAUAUUUCAUCUCUCUAUCUUUCGAGCCGGGAUAACUUAAUCUUGAGCAAAUAAUUAAAUCCAGAAACAUAAACUAACCGGGCAUUCUGAGUAACCUUCAAAGUUUUUGUUUUGUUAUAGCUAAUCAGUGAUUUAGUUUACUUUAUUAGUUUUCUUUAUCAGGUACAUGCUUUCAUUUAUUAACGUCCUGUAAAAUGUGAUAGGUCUAAGGUCAGUACCAAGUAAUAUAUAAUGUGUUAUGUCAUGGGCACGUGUGGCAGAAUUGCGUGUUUGCACUCCCAGAAUUGCACCUCUUUCAUCCAUUUGUGUGUAUCUUCUUACUCCCUAUUGUGUGCCUCUCCUGAACCCCUUACCCUUUUCGUGUGUCUCUUAGCCCCAAUUACUCCCUUGUGUGUCUCCAAACUGCCCUUACCGCUUGUAUAACUCUCUGUGUGUCUCUUAACUCCCGUCCACUUAAACUUUGUGUGUCUCUUAACCCCCUUCUUAGUGAUAAACUGGCUAUGGGCAGUUCUGAUUUUAUUGGUAACUUAUUGACAAUUUUCUGAAACAAUCUAAUUAUUGUCUCACUACAUGUUCUGCAAUUUAGAUGUUUAAAUUGAUUACUUCCAGUUCUGCUUUACCAAGUGCAAAUUAAAAUCCUUUCACAUGCAGAAACGUCUUCUGAAUAUUUUGCCCGACAUACACUGCCUGGCCAAAAAAAAGUCACUACCAAAAGAAAAGGUCACACACUCUAAGAUUUUGUUGGACCGCCUUUAGCUUUGAUUACGGAACGCAUUCACUGUGGCAUUGUUUCGAUAAGCUUUGUCACAAGAUUUAUUUCCGUCAAGUGUUGCAUUAAUUUUUCACCAAGAUGUAUUGAUGAUGAGAGAGUCGGACCACUUUGCAAAACCUUCUCCAGCGCAUCCCAAAGAUUCUCAAUGGGGUUAGGGUCUGGACUCUGUGGUGGCACAAUGUCACAAUUUGAGCCCGAUGAAUCCUGGCAUUUUCAUCUUGGAAUAUGCCUGUGCCAUCAGGGAAGAAAAACUCCAUUGAUGGAAUUCAGUAUAUUCAGGUAGUCAACUGACCUCGUUCUUUUGGCACAUAAUGUUGCUGAACCCAGACCUGACCAACUGCAGCAACCCCAGAUCAUAGCACUUCCCCCACAGGCUUGUACAGUAGGCACUAGGCAUGAUGGGUGCAUCACUUCAUCUGCCUCUCUUCUUACCCUGAUGCACCCAUCACUCUGGAACAGGGUAAAUCUGGACUUAUCAGACCACAUGACUUCCUUCCAUUGUUCAUGAGUCCAAUCUUUAUGCUCCCUAGCAAAUUGAAGCAUUUUUUUUCCAAUUAGCCUCACUGAUUAGUGGUUUUCUUAAGGCUUCACAGCUGUUCAGUCCCAAUCCCUUGAGUUCCCUUCGCGUUGUGCGUGUGGAAAUGCUCUUACUUUCACUAUUAAACAUAGCCCUGAGUUCUACUGUUGUUUUUCUAUUAUUUGAUUUUGUUCCAACCACAUUUCUCCCUCGAAGAUGGUAUCCCACUAUCCUUCCAGUUUUUAAUAAUGCGUUGGACAUUUCUUAACCCAAUUUUAGUAGUUUCUGCAAUCUCCUUAGAUGUUUUCUCUGCUUGAUGCAUGCCAAUGAUUUGACCCUUCUCAAACAGACUAACAUCUUUUCCAUGACCACGGGAUGUGUCUUUCGACAUGGUUGUUUAAAAAAUGAGAAGCUACUCAUUGCAUCAGUUUGGGUUAAAUAACUUGUUGCCAGCUGAAAGAUAAUCGCCCAUGCAGUAACUAUCCAAUAGGAGGCCCUUACCUAUUUGCUUAGUUAAAUCCAGGUGGUGACUUUUUUUUUGGCAAGGCGGUGUAUUUUUAUAUGCUACAGAACAAAUCUAUAGCAUAUAAAUAGUUCAGCAGGUACUUUCAGUUUGUUUCCAAGAUUAUUGACUCAAGUUUGGAACCUUGUCCCAAAGUAACUUUGUGUACAUAACCCCACUGCGUCCAAGUGAACUGUGUUCAAACGAAAACAAUACCAGAGUAGAUUGAGCCAAAAUAUCGGGGUCAAGAAGCAAAUUCAUAUUAUAAGCUUCUAAAAAGGUAUUUAUCAAAGUAUAGCUACUAACUGGAACUAUAAUUGUAAAAUACUCAGAGAUUAACUUUACUUUAACAGAGAACCGGCAAUACUUUGUAGGGACAUUAAUAUAGCAAAGUCAGGGAAUUGGUUAAACUGGGUCGAUGAUAUUUUGGCCUGUAUGACUACCAGGCUAAGACAUUUUGCCAAUGUAUACCUAUCUCUAAGAGGUAGGCAAUCUGUACAUAGCUUUUCCUCACCUAAAGGACUGAGAAAACCAAUGCCAAGGGACAAUUCCAGAAUAUGUUCCGCUUUGAACAUCUAAACAGUGAUAAAGUUCUAUUUAAAACCUAUUUUUAACGUAUGUACUGAAGACAGAGGGCAUUGAAAACAGCUUUUAACUAUCUCCAGUUUGCAAAUUACACUCUUUAAAUUCUAAAGUAAACCAUCAAAGCACUCAUUGAUUUAAUAUUGACUCAGUGGACAUGGGGCGUUUUGUUCGAUGAUUUCAUAGUUUGUUUGCUUCCUUGGCCAGAGUCCAGCUAUUGCUGUGUGCAUUAGAAUUGAGUUAUGUCAUUAACUGCUUAGGUCCAGGAGAACCUAUAUAUGGGCUUAUUUAUACUGCAGCAAAACAAUGUAAUUUUUUAUACACGAUUCAAUGCCAUGUUGCACUACCAUUUAAUGGAACCUUUCCAAUUAGUCAGCCUUUCUAAAGCAGCCCCAAUCAGCUGAAGAUGCUGUUGUUAGGAAGGGUAAAUAUGUAGGGGCAAUAACAGCUGAGCUGUGACAUCAUAUACAGAAACGACCAAAAUAUGAAACACAUAAUGUGAAGAAAAUCAUCUAGAUGAUGACACUGGUCACUGCUGAGUUCCAGACUGUAUCUGGUAGCAGACACAAUGAAUCAGGGUAAAGCUUAUUGUGACUGGACCCAGAGGCAGUAGAACAUUUUCUAGGUUUCGAAUCAUGCAUCACUAUCUGGCAGUCUAACGGAUGACUCUGGGUUUGGGUAAUGCUGGGAGAAUGCUACCUGUUUUACCAGCAAGCUAUGGGUUUCAGGCUGACCAUUUAUGGUAGAUAUAGUUAUUCACUAAACCGAUGUUUAGCUAAUAAAAGACUGCAAGUCUUAAAGGGACACUCCGGACUCCUGAAGAGCUUCAGUUUACUAAAGUGCUUUAUGUGUGAAGAGUGUAUCCUUUUUAUUCUUUUUUAAUUUUGCAAAAAGUGCAGGCAUCCAUAGAAAUGUCACUUUUUUUAAAUUAACCUGGUUACACCCCCUGGCUGUCAAACAGUCAACUGGUCCUGUUACUUCCUGGUUUCGUUAGUACAGUGGAGCUAAAUUCACAGAAUGUCUGGGCUGUUGAAGAAGGUGGGGGCUUGCAAGAUUUGCAGCUUUUGCAAGCUGUCUUUAGAUACAACCCUAUCCACCAAUAAAAUGUAUGUUUUCGUUGGAGUUAUAUCUACUAAACUGUGAAUUUUAUUUUUGUAUUCGGGCAGUGGAUUGUCCCUUUAAGUAAAACUGAACGCCUUCAUUAAAUACAAACUAAUAAUUUACUAAUAUAUAUGUCCUUGUGGAAAUGUCCUUGUAGCACUGGAACAGGAUGGAGGUUGUUUCCUAAAACCGGAAUUUGCUGCUAUUUCAGGCUUAAAUAUAGAUGAAACUCAAAAACACUGAUAGUUGACAUACACACAGAAUAUAAUAGAGCUAUGUCUAUGGUAAAGGCAGAUAAGUGAUGGGGCCAAAUAGUCCUUCAUCCAACCAACAGGGAAUAUAGUCUUAAAUCUGGUGUUUUAUUUAGUAAUACCACUGUCAAUAAUGUAAACCUUAGCAGGGGCACUGGUACCAGAUGGACUAAGUCUGACUGAUGAUAAAGGCACAUGCAAAACACAACCAACAAAGGCGUCAGAGAACCUGAAGUAUUGUUUGUGACUGUGACAUUUCCAAGGAAGCCCUGCAAUUAUAUUGGGGUGAGGUAUGAUGUCUGACUGAAUGUUCCCCCACUCUUCAGAAGGUCCAUCGUUUGCUCACGCUGGCCAGAUGGAGCAACAGCUGUAUAAAAACCAGACAGGCUGCCUGCUUAACUGUACAAGGCUGGUUUUUAAUAUUGCAUGACUGGGCACAAUGAUACAUUAGGCGGAACUUGGCAGGCUGGUCAGAUUAGGCAGCUCUGGGUGCGGUUACAUUGCUUAGCGUUUGGCAGAGCUGGCCAAUAUACAUAGAAAUGUUGAGGAAACUCUAGGUGAUAAAUGUGGUUUGGGACUCCUAGUUUCUGGCUGAAAGUCCUCUAAAAACAAAAACAUCCUAGAACAGGGGAAGUUCCUAGAACAGGGGUAGGAGUCGUUCAGCAUUCCAGAUGUUGUGGACUAAAUUCCCAUAAUGCUCUUACAACCAUAAUGCAUGCAAAGCAUCAGGGGAUAUGAAGUCCACAACAUCUGGAGGGCCAAAGGUUGCCGUCCCUGUCUCCUUGGCUAGAACAUACAGUUUACAAACUAUAAAAAACAAAAACACAUUAACUUGCUCAAGCAAAUUAGAAAAGUGUCAGAUAGUACUCACAAUCCCGUGUGCCCCUUCAGUGGUGACCAAUACCAUAUGUACAUCAUUUUCUAUUUAAACAUUAGAACUCUUUUUACGUCUCCUCUUAUUCACAUUACAGUCUAAUGAAGAAAUAGAAUGGUUUAUACUAUGAUCGUAUAAUGACAACAUUAUAUAAUAGUGAAUUAAUAUUAUUGGUUAUACGAUGAUAAUAUAUCUAAUUGUAUUAUUUAAUGAAGCAAUAUUACACUUUAAAGGACCACUAUAGGCACCCAGACAACUUCAGCUUAAUGAAGUGGUCUGUUUGCCUGGUCCAGCUAGGGUUAACCCAUUUUUUUUUAUAAACAUAGCAGUUUCAGAGAAACUGCUAUGUUUAUGUUAGGGUUAAUCCAGCCUCUAGUGGCUGUCUCAUUGACAGCCGCUAGAGGGCUUCCGCGCUUCUCACUGUGAUUUUCAGAGUGAGAAGACGCCAGCGUCCAUAGGAAAGGAUUAUGAAUGCUUUCCUAUGAGACUGGCUGAAUGCGUGCGCAGCUCCUGCUGCGCAUGCGCAUUCAGCCGAAGAGGAGGAGAAGAGGGAGGAGAGAAGGAGGAGUGCUCCCCGCCCGGCGCUGGAAAAAAGGUAAGUUUAACCCCUUUCCUCUCCCCAGAGCCGGGCGGGAGGGGGACCCUGAGGGUGGGGGUACCCUCAGGGCACUAUAGUGCCAAGAAAACGAGUAUGUUUUCCUGGCACUAUAGUGGUCCUUUAAUAUUAUAAUUAUAUAAAUCACAUGUUUAAUAGUAUAACUAUAUAUCUCUUAUAAACGUCUUACUUUAAUGACAUUUUAAUGACGUGAAAUAUCUUAUUAUAAGGACUGUAUGUGUGAAUGUGAGAUUGGAUGCUCAUAAUUUACCUAGAAACAGUUAACUGGACAAGCAUACUUCCCUUCCUUUAAUCCAGCCAAUGGCAUUGCCCCAAACCCACAAUCCCAUGCCACGUAUACAAAGUUAGUUCAUUCAAUUCAAGAAUAAGAAGCAAACCAGCUUGGCAAAUAGGCUCAAAUUAACCAUGUGUGUGAAUAUUUAUCCCGCAUUCACAUUAUAUGCAAGACAACAGUAAGAGAAUUCCGGCCCCAGAUAAUGUAUUCACUUCCAUUAUAUUAGAACAAGCUUAACCUUUUGAGUGCUAGAGGGUUAAGCAGUGCAUUGUCCAGGCAUCCAUAGCAUUACACAAUCAGUCAAAUACAAUAAUCUUUUAAUUGGCUUCUAAACUGCUAACGUAUUAUGCAAUGCAAAUUGACAAAUAAACCCAAAUAUUUGGGGAGUUUAAACAAGGUUUUUUUUCUGUGUGAACAUAGCAAAUGGAUAUACUGAUACAUGGAGCACAAUGGGAUUACUGUAACAAUUGCAUAUAUUUUAGGAGAGGUGGCCAUCUACAUCCAUGGUGAUAUUUUAUUUUACAAAGUCAGCGUAUAAAAUGGGUUUUUAGUGCUCGCUUGGUGUGUCUUGUCUCCUGGAUUAUUUUGUAAUUAUUUUUAUGAAGAAAUGUUUUUUUUACUUAUUCAAAUACCUAUAAUUUUAUUGUCAGCACAAUUGUAUUCCUUCUCCUUUUUGUUUUUUGCUCAUAAUUAUAAAUAUUUUGAAUUAAAUUAUUCAUUAAUAAAUCAUUUUCAGGGAGAUUGAGUGAACCAGAAGAAGAGGGUGAAGAAUCUAAGUGCAGUGGGGAGACAGUGAUCCCCUCUGGACUUGUAUUUAAGGGUAUGAAUUCAGACUCCAAGGGUAACAUCAGUCUCACACUUUAAUUAUGGCGUGGUCCUCGUGGUUUGUAUUAAAGGUGCAGCAAUGAAAUGAUCAAGAUGUACAUAUUAGUCAGACCCCACACAGGGAAUGACAAAUAAACAUAGCAUCACCAUACAAGAAAAAUUAAAUUGCAGUAUGCUUUAUUUUAAAAUACAAAAACUUUAGAUUAAAGGACCACUAUAGGCACCAAGACCACUUCAGCUUAAUGAAGUGGUCUGGGUGCCAGGUCCAGCUAGGGUUAACCCUUUUUUCUAUAAACAUAGCAGUUUCAGAGAAACCGCUAUGUUUACCUAUGGGUUAAUCCAGCCUCUAGUGGCUGUCUCAUUGACAGCCGCUAGAGGGCUUCCGCGCUUCUCACUGUGAUUUUCACAGUGAGAAGACGCCAGCGUCCAUAGGAAAGCAUUGUGAAUGCUUUCCUAUGGGCUGACUGAAUGCGCGCGCGGCUCUUGCCGCGCAUGCGCAUUCAGCCGGUGACGGAAGAAGAGGGAGGAGAGGAGGAGGAGAGUCCCCCGCCCGGCGCUGGAGAAAGAGGUAAGUUUAACCCCUUCCACCCCCUAGAGCCCGGUGGGAGGGGGGCCAUGAGGGUGGGGGCACCCUCAGGGCACUAUAGUGCCAGGAAAACGAGUAGGUUUUCCUGGCACUAUAGUGGUCCUUUAAGGUUUCAUUAUGUGUUUCAUGCGUUUAGCACGUUAUUCAUAAAGUGCUAAACGCAUGAAACGCAUAAGACAGUGGUCCCGGUUUCCCAAUGCCUUAUUGUUCUCAAGGUUAUGUAACGACAAGGCAACUUUUCCACUCAAAUGAGUCUUUAUCAAGCCAUAACACAUGAUUUUCACAGUGAGAAGACGCCAGCGUCCAUAGGAAAGCAUUGUGAAUGCUUUCCUAUGGGCUGACUGAAUGCGCGCGCGGCUCUUGCCGCGCAUGCGCAUUCAGCCGGUGACGGAAGAAGAGGGAGGAGAGGAGGAGGAGAGUCCCCCGCCCAGCGCUGGAGAAAGAGGUAAGUUUAACCCCUUCCAUCCCCUAGAGCCCGGUGGGAGGGGAGCCAUGAGGGUGGGGGCACCCUCAGGGCACUAUAGUGCCAGGAAAACGAGUAGGUUUUCCUGGCACUAUAGUGGUCCUUUAAGGUUUCAUUAUGUGUUUCAUGCGUUUAGCACGUUAUUCAUAAAGUGCUAAACGCAUGAAACGCAUAAGACAGUGGUCCCGGUUUCCCAAUGCCUUAUUGUUCUCAAGGUUAUGUAACGACAAGGCAACUUUUCCACUCAAAUGAGUCUUUAUCAAGCCAUAACACAUGAUUUUCACAGUGAGAAGACGCCAGCGUCCAUAGGAAAGCAUUGUGAAUGCUUUCCUAUGGGCUGACUGAAUGCGCGCGCGGCUCUUGCCGCGCAUGCGCAUUCAGCCGGUGACGGAAGAAGAGGGAGGAGAGGAGGAGGAGAGUCCCCCGCCCGGCGCUGGAGAAAGAGGUAAGUUUAACCCCUUCCACCCCCUAGAGCCCGGUGGGAGGGGGGCCAUGAGGGUGGGGGCACCCUCAGGGCACUAUAGUGCCAGGAAAACGAGUAGGUUUUCCUGGCACUAUAGUGGUCCUUUAAGGUUUCAUUAUGUGUUUCAUGCGUUUAGCACGUUAUUCAUAAAGUGCUAAACGCAUGAAACGCAUAAGACAGUGGUCCCGGUUUCCCAAUGCCUUAUUGUUCUCAAGGUUAUGUAACGACAAGGCAACUUUUCCACUCAAAUGAGUCUUUAUCAAGCCAUAACACGAUGGCAUGAUAAAGACUCUUUGAAGGGACACUAAUGGCGCCCAGACCACUUCAUCUUAUUGAAGUGGUCUGGGCAGUGGUGUAUCCUGGUUUUGUGCUGCCCUAGGCAGGACAAAACUCAGACACCCCCACCCAACCCUUCCCCCCCACCUCACCUUCAAAAUACACACACACACACACACAGUCAGACACACACACACACAGUCAAACACACACAGUCAGACACAAACACACACACAGUCAGACACAAACACACACACAGUCAGACACAAACAUACACACACACACACACACACACAGUCAGACACACACACAGUCAGACACACACACAGUCAGACACAAACACACACACACACAGAGUCACACACAAACACACACACACACACACAGAGUCACACACAAACACACAGUCAGACACACAUAAUCACUCACAUUUUUUAACUUAACUCCCCCCCUCCUUACCUUUGGGAGUUCUGGGGGGGGUUCCUCUUUCUCCCUGGUGGUCCAGUGGCUGCCAGUCGGGCUGAUGGGCUGGCUACUGGGCGGGCGGCUGGCGAGGGAGCACUUCCUCUGCGCACUCUGCUCAGAGGAAGAGCUCCCUCGCGGCCCGCCCGACCAUCAGCCAGCGCCACCCGCCAGCCCAGCAUGUCUGUUAGCCGCAAGGCUAACUAGGCAUUUGCCCUGGGCAUUUGGGGGGCGGCGUUUUUUGCCGCCCCCUGAAAAAUGCCGCCCAAGGCAAGUGGCUAAUACGUCCCUGGGUCUGGGUGCAGUGUCCUUGUUCCCCUUAGUCCUGCAAUGUAAAACAUGGCAGUUUUAGAAAAAUUACAAUGAUUACAUUGCAGGACUAAAACUGCAAUGUCUGGGAGUUUAACAGACUCUGGGUCCCCUACAAAAGGCUGGACAACCCCACGCUCUGCAUGAGUACAUGCAGCUUCAGUCAAAUACUUUUCUAUAGGAAGGGCGCCAUGCAUGUGCAUUAGAUACCCCUAUCGAUGAUGUCGGACAAGGCAGGGCACCAACCUAGCAUCAAGGGAGAUUGGUGCUGGAAUCAGGUGAGUAAACAAAUGGUCUUUAACCCUUUAUGUUUCACGGGGGGCAGGGGAAGAGGGACACCUCGAGGGAAGGAAUACACGAGGCACUAUAGUGUUAGGAAUACAGCUUGUUAUUCCUCACACUAAGAAUCCCUUUCCAAUAAAAGCUGCAUUGGAUUAACCUUUGAGUGCCAGGACCCUCUCCUCUUUGUAAUUCACUGCAUUUGAAGUUCUGCCACCUUUGUCUGUGAGGCACCUUGGGAGAAUCAUAGCAGAAGACAUGUGCAAGAGCGCCCUAGAGCAGUAAAGAUUCACCUUCAACUCCCUAGUUGUUACAGACUGCAUUUCCCACAAUUCCAAGCCAGGAGGACAUGGUCUCAGUCUCAAUGCUGCGUUCUCCCUGGUUGCUUUUUUUUUAAUGAAUUCUGUGACACCAUUAGCAGAUAAGAUGUAGUGGUAACAAAUUGAUAAAGUAACAAGGGUGAAUUUUUUCUAACUCAGAUAUUUUGUUAUUUUUCCAUUUUUUUGUUUCUAAACCCCUAUAAUAUCUUUUAACUAAUCUGUGUUUCUUUUAAAUUUCUGAUUAGAGCAAAAUAUGAAAUAUUCUAAUUAUAUUAUCAUUGCUGUGUAGUGACAGUGAGAAAGCUGAUUGCUCAUAUUUUUGGGAUACAUUUUAGAGUUCUUACUUCCUGUUGACGAUAAUUGUUCACAUUUGUUUGUUUUUCUUUUUUUUUUUUACACAUUUGCAGGUGAAAAUGAAUUAAUGUCAGGAGAACAGUUCAUGAACACAGUUGCUGUAAAUAAGACCAUUAGGAAACCAAAACCUUUUAAGGAACAGAUCCCUGUUAGAGAUGUCACUCUGGAAGUGCAGAAUAAAAAUUACCUGAAUGAUCGUAAUGGCUCAUGGCACACACACCUAAACAUCCAUCGCAUGGCACAGCUAGACUGCCACUUUAAUUUAGAAAAUGGGACCUCAGAACCUGAGCACAACAUUAACAUUGAAAAUAAAAGGCUCAGAUUUUGCAGGCUCAUGAGUUAUGAAGAGCCGUCCACCGAGGCAGACAUCCUCAUAAAAGAAAAGAAACAAAGAAGCUAUUCUCUAGAAAGUACACCUGUUAAUGAUUUCAACAGGAAAGCCUCAUUAAAACACACACUGCCCACAACAUGGGCACAACAUCACCUUCCUUCCUCAAAGUUAACAUCUACCACUGAUAAAGUCUUCUACUAUCCUUUCCCUCAGAAGAAAACUCCUCGCAUAUCGGAAACUGCUAGAAAACUUGGUUUAUAUGUAACACAUUAAAACAAAUAUUUGAACUCUGACACUAGACAAAGUGACCUCAGUGUCCACUUUAUUUGUUUUCUCCAGAGCAUAUUUUGUUUCCAAUUGUAAUACAUGUUGGUCAGGAUUUGACGCUUGUAUUUAAAUGCUCAGCAGAAGAUGGCAUUGAUGAACAGAUGAAACAUCAAUGUAACAUAGAAAAAAUGAACUAAAGAAUACUUCCAUUUCAUGACCUUGUCAUUAGUCGUGGAUUAGAGGGACACUUUUAAGACAAGAUGUGUUAUAAGAUUAAUUUUUCUCAUUACGUUCUGAUAUAGUCAUUAAUGCAUGACAUUUUAGAAAUGUCUCUAAUACAAUUUUCUGGAGAGGUAUGAAAGUGAUAUAGAAAAGUGGUUCUGAGUUCUAAAAGUUGAGCAAUCAACAUGAAAGUCUGUGGAAUGUUUAUUUUGUUUUCCAUUCCAUUGCUCCAUGUUUAGAACAUUGCUGCAAAUUUCUAUUUUCAACAUUUUCUAUCAGCCUACUGUCUCAUUUGUUUUCCAUAAUUCUCUUUUAACCUUACAAAUUACAUUUUGUUUAUCACUCCCAAUUACAUUUCCCCCUCAUCCAUCACCCUAUUUCUAUUUUGUUUCUUCUUUCACCUAAUCUCCAACUCUUUCUUUCCUGUUUACCAUUUUCCUCUUCAUUUUACCUCUAAGUUACUCUUUUGUAAUUUUUUUUAACUCAAACAUCAUCUCCUAUCCUACUCACUUUAUUUACCAUCAGCCUUAUCCUCUAUUCAGAUCCACCUUACCUCCUACUGCUACCAGUUCUUUGCUACUGACCCUGUUGCAUCUCAUCAACCAGCUUAUUCUGUGUUCCUCUUUCUUUCUAUCAAUUACAUAUUAAAACUUCUUCUUUUACCACCUUGCUCCUUAAACUCAAGUUGGUUUCCGAGUAUAAUUACAUAAGUUAAAUUGAUAUAUAUUUUGUCACACAGACAAUGACUCUGAAUUUAGAUAGAAAGCCCUAGCAUGGUAGUAAACAUAUUUUAUUUAUAGAUUAGAAGUAUGUAUUUAAAUAUCCUAUAAAUGCUUUUUCAGAACAUCUAUGACCAGUCAUGGUUAGCCUAUACGAUGAUGUUUCUGUCAGUUAGAGGCAGGAGAUAAUUGUUCUUGGAGAACUAGGGACAAGUGACAAAAGCCCUACCGUAUCACCUUCAACGUAGAGUGCUUUGCCAUUGAUUAAGUAGGAGGCAGUAAACAUAAAGGGAGAACGUUGGUGGGGCAGGUAGUCCUGAUUGGAGAUAUAGGUAUGCUGAUAUUGAAUAUUGUUGGCAUAUGGAGACAAGUAAUAAGCAGGAGAAGUAAUUGGAAAUUGGAAUUGAUAUGUUGAGGAAGAAGAUAACUGCUGUAUGUGUCAGACAUGGUACAGAUAUAGAACUGGCAUAGAGUGAUUUGAGAUGGUAGGUACUAGGAGUGGAGCAGUAGAUGAUGGACCUAGUAUGUAAGUUAGAGACAGAUAAAGGAAGUGAAAAUAGAAAGAUAGAGAAAGGGAAGUGAAAUUAAAGAAAAGUAGGGUGAAUUCAAAGAGAGUGGUGGUGUUAUAUAGAAAGUGGUUCAUUUUAAAGGAGCAUUUAUUAGAACGAUACACGGAACUCCUGGAUGAGAGUAAAGAAAGUAAGAUGGAACAAAUUGAGAAAAGUGAGAUUUAAAUUUUUUUUUUUUUAAUUUAAAGUCAGACAGCAACAAAAACACACGCAGUACAAUUCACAAUCUUGUUGCAAUACAAGAGGCAUGUGCAUGCGCACUUACUGAUAUUUUUAACUUUUUUUUUAAAGGAGAUAAGGGAAGCAUAGAGUAUAAUUGGAAGAGAAAAAGUAGACGAUGAAAGAACUAGAGGCUAAAGUGCUCUGCCAAGAAGAUGGGAGCAAGAAGUUUAAAAUGCGAAGAGAGAGCAACAAAGUAACAAAAAGGGGGAGAUUUUAUUAGAGUUUGGGAACUUUUACACAUUUUGCACUAGGGGGCAUUUUCACUUUUCAAAUCAUUUCUAAAUUCAGUGCUAGAGAUCAUAUGAUGAACAAUUCGUUCAUUAACCAAAGUAACAAUUUCCAAGCUUUUUUUUCCAGCCUAAAUUUUGCAUCUGAUGCAAAAUAACUUAUUAGCGAAUAGACAUCUUAGCCUUAAUUACUUGCUAUUAUGAUCCUUAGAUGGUUCCUUUCAUUAGUGCCUUAUUAUCAGGGAAUCGCAGAUAGUGUCCAUUGUGUAGGAAUUGUAGCGACAUAAUGAUGGGAGACAUUGCAUAGUGAUAGUGAUAUAUGGUACUGUAUAAAUGUAUAGUGAUAGUGCAAACAGAUAAUUAUUUUCAGAAAUCUGUAAAUAAAUAGUAUGCACUCAAAGAAAACCACAAAUUUGUUAAAACAUCAAUAAAAUGUAAAAAUUAGAAAAAAAUAUCUACUGC